Messenger RNA from Callorhinchus milii (elephant shark), 8676 nucleotides. It is a transcript of the gene dock11, whose product is annotated as dedicator of cytokinesis 11. Gene Ontology annotation, biological process: small GTPase-mediated signal transduction; positive regulation of GTPase activity; positive regulation of filopodium assembly. Gene Ontology annotation, molecular function: guanyl-nucleotide exchange factor activity. The transcript has 53 exons. The record is from RefSeq and is a predicted model, not a curated record. The coding region runs from base 97 to 6360 and encodes 2087 amino acids. Lineage: Eukaryota; Metazoa; Chordata; Chondrichthyes; Chimaeriformes; Callorhinchidae.
CUCUCCCCUCUCUCUGCCCUCUCUCCCCUCUCUCCCUGCCCUCUCCCGGCGAUGUGUCUGUGGAGUCGGGACUAAUCGGACGCCUUUCGCCCAGAAAUGUCCGAAGUGCGGAAAUUCACCAAACGGCUCAGCAAACUCGGCACUGCUGCGGAGCUGCGGCAGAGCGCCUCGGAGGCGGUCAGGAACUCGCUGUUUGUGGAAAAAAACAAAAUAAUUGAACCGCUGGAUUAUGAGGAUGUUAUUGUGCAAAGAAAGUCACAGAUUCAAAGUGAUCCUCUGCGGGACCUAUUGCAGUUCCCAUUAGAUGAUGUUUCUAUCUCUACAGUUCCACGUCAGAGAAGAACACUCCACUCCACAGUGCCUGCAGCUACUGCAAAACUGGCACAAAGCCUGCUGGUUAAAGAGUGCAUUAAGACUUAUAACUCCAACUGGCAGGUAGUAAACUGCAAAUAUGAAGAUUAUUCAGGCGACUUCAGGAUCUUGCCCAGCAAAGGGCUUCAACCAGAGAAACUGCCUGUGCAUCUAUUUGAAGUUGAUGAAGAUGCUGAUAAAGAUGAGGAUGUCUCGUCAAUUUGUUCACAGAAAGGAGGAAUCAUUAAACAAGGAUGGCUAUUCAAAGCCAACAUGAACAGUACCAUCAGUGUUACAAUGAGGGUAUUUAAGCGGCGGUUCUGUUUCCUGACACAGCAAUCUGAUGGCUCUUACACACUUAAUUUUUGCAAAGAUGAGAAAGUCUGUAAAGAGUCCAAAGCAUCAAUCUUCUUGGAUUCUUGCAAUGAUGUUGUACAGUGUUCCAAGAUGCGUCGAUAUGGCUUUGAACUCCGAAUGCAGGAGAAGUGCAGCUGUCAUUUAGCAGCAGACAGCGAGCAAGAAAUGGACGAGUGGGUGUCUACUUUAAAGAAGAGCAUUCAGAGCUACGCUGACACUGUGAUGCAUGAGAAGAGAAACGGAGAAUCACUUGAAAGUGGACUGGAUGAAGAAUCAUUCAGCCAAGGAAAGUCUGAAAGUAUGAUGGAGAGUUUGGAGAAAAGCAUGCAUCCAGAGCUAAUGAAGUAUGCCCGAGAAUCUGAUUACCUGAAUAAGGUCAACAGAAGUGAAGGCAGAUAUAAAUUGUUUGCUUUGGACCCAGACACACAGAAACUGGAUUUUUCAGGAAUUGAACCAGAUGUGAAACCAUUUGAGGACAAGUUUGGCAAACGCUUUAUGGUGAAAUGCCAUGACUUAUCCUUCACUCUGCAAGGCUGUGUGAAUGACAAGACAGAUAGAACGGCAACAAAUGUUGAGCCAUUUUUUGUUACCCUGGCACUGUUUGAUGCGAAGAAUAAUCGCAAGAUAUCAGAAGACUUCCAUGUGGACCUGAAUCCCCCAGCAGUCUUGGAAAUGUUACCAAGGGACUCAGAUAAUGGAUCUGGCAAUAGCUUAGCAAGUGCUGGCUCGUCUACUACUAAUGACGCUUGCCUUCAAGGAGUAUCUGAGAGGUUGCUGCGCUAUCCAAAACAGGGCAUAUUUUCAGUGACAGCCUCCCACCCUGAUAUUUUCCUGGUGGCACGAAUAGAAAAGGUCUUACAAGGAGGAAUUGCUCAGUGUGCAGAACCAUACAUCAAAUGUUCUGAUGCAAAUAAGACGGCCCAAAAAGUGCUUAAAAUUGCCAAACAGAUAUGCAGCAGGCUUGGGUGCUACAAAAUGGCUUUUGCUUGGGCUGCAAGGCCAGUGUUUAAAGAUACUCAGGGCUCUCUGGACACAGAUGGAAAGUUCUCAUCUUUGUACAAACAGGACAGUAAUAAGCUCUCGAACGAAGACCUGUUUAAACUGCUAGCAGACUUCAGGAAGCCAGAGAAGAUGUCUAAACUUCAGAUGAUCCCAGGAAAUUUAAAUGUGACUAUCGAAUGCGUUCCUCCAGACGUUUCCAGCAGUGUUACAUCAUCAUACAUCCCGAUAAAGCCUUUUGAGGAAGCCAAUUGCAGCUGUGUAUCAUUUGAAAUCGAAGAGUUUGUUCCAGAUAUUGCAAAAUAUUUGCAUCCAUUUGCCAGCUACAAAAACCAUUUGUAUGUUUACCCCAACCAACUAAAAUAUGACAACCAAAAGUCAUUUGCUAAGGCAAGAAACAUUGGAGUCUGUGUGGAAGUCCGAGAUUCUGAUGGAGAAAACUCGCGCCCCUUGAAGUGUAUCUAUGGCAAACCAGGAGGCCCUGUAUUUACAACACAAGCAUAUGCUACAGUCCAACAUCAUCAACAAAGUCCGGAGUUCUAUAAUGAGGUCAAAAUUGAGCUGCCUGUGCAUCUUCAUGAAAAACACCAUCUUCUGUUCACAUUUUACCACAUCAGCUGUGACAUAAACAGUAAAGGAACUACCAAAAAACAGGAAAAUGUUGAAUCACAAGUUGGCUGUUGCUGGCUUCCACUACUGAAAGACGGCAGAGUAGUUACAUCUGAACAGCAGCUGCCAGUCUCUGCUAACCUUCCUCAUGGAUACCUCGGGAAUCGCGAUUCAGACACCAAGAAGCACCCUGUUCCUGACAUUAAGUGGGUGGAUGGAGGAAAACCCCUAUUCAAAGUUAAAAAUCAUCUAGUGUCUACAGUUUACACUGAAGACCAGUAUUUGCACAAUUUCUUCCAUCACUGUCAGCAAAGUCCAUCAGGAACACAAGCGAUCACUGGAGACCUUAUAAAACAUUUAAAGUGUUUGCAUGCUGUGGAACCCUGUGUGAUGGUCAACUUCUUACCAACGGUCUUCAACCAGCUUUUUCAAAUUCUCACACAAACCAGCCAGGGGGACGUUGCAGUGAAUGCCACGAGGGUAAUAAUUCAUAUAAUCUCCAACUGUCAUGAAGAGGACCUAGACCAUUAUUUACGAUCAUUCAUCAAGUAUGUUUUCAGGACAGAAGAAUACACAAUGGCAGAAAACAAAGCAACACACGAAGAACUGGCAAAAUCAAUGACUACAAUCCUCAAACAAUCUGCAGAUUUUCUCACCAUCAACAAAUUGUUGAAGCAUUCGUGGUUUUUCUUUGAAAUAUUGAUCAAGUCAAUGGCUCAAUAUCUAAUUGAGAAAAACAAGUUGAAGCUGCCCAGAAACCAAAGAUUUCCAGAUUCCUAUCAACAUGCAGUACAUUCCCUACUCCUCGCACUGAUUCCUCACAUCAAUCUGAGGUACGGAGAAAUUCCAGAAGAAUCCAGGAAUGCAAAUAUCUAUUGGGCUCAUUUCAUGAAGCGUUGUUUGACCUUUAUGGACAGAGGAUUUAUCUUUAACCUAAUUAAUGACUACAUCAGCUGUUUUUCCCCUAAAGACCCCAAGGCACUCACUGAGUUUAAGCUGGAUUUCUUGCAAAUAAUAUGCAACCAUGAACACUUCAUUCCUUUGAAUUUGCCGAUGUCCUUCGGGAAAAGUCGACUUCAGAGGAUUCAGGAUCUGCAGCUUGAGUGCAGCCUCACUGAUGACUUCUGCAAGCACCACUUUCUGCUGGGACUACUCCUGAGGGAAUUUGCUGUAGCACUUAAUGAAGUUCACGAUAUCCGACACACAGCUAUUAUUAUUUUGAAGAACCUUCUGAUAAAGCACACGUUUGAUGAUCGAUAUGCUCACAAGAAUCACCAGGCUAGGAUAGCCCUUUUGUACCUGCCACUGUUGAAACUGUUGUUCGAAAAUGCACAGAGGCUCAGUGUAAAGGAAUCAGCUUUUUAUCUGACUUUCUCGAGCAGUGCCAUCCGAGACGACUUAGCAUUCAACUUCUCACCAGCAAAUGGCAGUUCAUCUCCACGCAAAUCUUGUAGUUUUAUUGACAAAGAUUUAGCUCUUUCAGGUUAUGGAGCUCUUUACACUCCUGGGCUGAAACGCGAAGAUUCGAGAGGCUCCUUGAGUAUGGAAUUCAGUGCAGCCGAUGAAAGACAAAAUUCCAUAGAUCAGAGCAAUGACCGCAGGAGCUCAACAGGGAGCGGAGUAUCGCAGUAUAGCCAGCUGAACCAAUAUGAAAUCCGUAGCCUUCUCAUGUGCUUCGUUCACAUUGUCAAAGCUGUCUCUGAAGAUGUUUUGGUGGCUUAUUGGAACAAGUUGUCAGCUCAAGAACUCAUGGCCUUUCUCACCAUUUUGGAAGUGUGUCUUCAUCAAUUCAGAUAUGUGGGAAAGAGACACAUAGCAAGAAUGCAAGAAGGAUUGGGAUCUAAAUACUCUGCAUCUGACAGGAAGUCUCAGACCAUGCCUGCACUUCGUAAUAGAGCAGGACUGAUGCAUGCCAGACUUCAGCAGCUUGGGAACAUGGACAGUUCAUUCACCCUUAACCACAGUUUUGGUGCCUGUGAAGCAGAUAUUAGUCACCAAUCAUUACUUGAAGGCAGCAUUACUACUGAAGUAUGCCUGACAGUAUUAGAUACAAUCUCGUGUUUUACUCAAAAUGUCAAGAAUCAGUUACUCGAAGGCGAUGGGCAUAACCCUCUAAUGAAGAAAGUGUUCGAUAUUCACCUCUCAAUGGUUAACAGCCAGUCUGAGACAGCUAUGAAACAUGCCUUUGCAUCUUUAAGAGCCUUCAUUAGCAAGUUCCCUUCAACAUUUUUCAAAGGAAGAGCAAAUAUAUGUGCAUCGUUUUGCUAUGAAAUCCUAAAGGGCUGCACCUCAAAGCUAAACUCAACCAGAAGCGAAGCCUCUGCAAUUCUGUAUUUGCUGAUGAGGAACAAUUUUGAGUACACCAAAAAGAGGACAUUUUUGAGAACACAUCUGCAGAUCAUAAUUGCAGUCAGUAGACUUAUAGCAGAUGUGGUUCUGACUGGAGGAUCCAGGUUUCAGGAAUCUCUGUCCAUCAUCAAUAAUUUUGCCAACAGCGACAAAGCUCUCAAGUCGACAGCUUUUCCGAGUGAAGUGAAAGAUUUGACGAAGAGAAUUCGUACGGUGCUGAUGGCUACAGCUCAAAUGAAGGAGCACGAAAAGGACCCUGAAAUGUUAGUCGAUCUGCAGUACAGUCUGGCAAAGUCGUAUGCCAGCACUCCAGAGCUGAGGAAGACGUGGCUGGACAGUAUGGCAAAGAUCCACGCCAAAAAUGGCGAUCCAUCCGAGGCAUCAAUGUGCUAUGUUCACGUGGCUGCACUGGUUGCAGAAUACCUUUACAGAAAAAAAUCCUUUCCUAAAGGGUGCUCUGCUUUCAAAGCAAUAACUCCCAACAUUGAGGAAGAAGCUGCUAUGAAGGAGGAUGCUGGUAUGCAAGAUGUCCACUACACAGAGGACGUUCUUGUGGAGCUAUUGGAGAAGUGUGCGAAUGGACUGUGGAAUGCAGAGCGCUACGAGCUGAUUGCAGAGAUUUACAAGUUCAUAAUUCCAAUUUACGAGAAACGACGGGAAUUUGAGAAACUUUCUUUCAUAUACAGCACAUUGAAUGAUGCUUAUAAGAAAAUUGUAUUGGUUCUUAAUACGGGGAGGAGGCUGCUAGGGACCUUCUUUCGAGUGGCUUUUUAUGGACAGAGCUUCUUCGAGGAGGAAGAUGGAAAGGAAUACAUCUAUAAAGAACCCAAAUUGACCAGGCUGCCCGAAAUAUCUGAGAGACUGCUGAAACUUUAUGGUGAUAAAUUUGGGGCUGAGACAGUGAAAAUCAUCCAGGAUUCUAACAAGGUGAAUGCAAAAGACUUGGACCCCAAAUAUGCGUACAUUCAAAUUACUUUUGUCAAUCCCUAUUUUGAUGAAAAAGAAUCGUCUGACAGGAAAACAUAUUUUGAGAAAAACCACAAUAUUUGCCGAUUUGUUUUUGAGACUCCCUACACGUUAUCUGGAAAGAAGCAAGGAGGGGUGGAGGAACAGUGCAAGCGACGAACCAUUUUAACGACAAUACACACGUUUCCAUAUGUGAAGAAGAGGAUUGCAGUUAUGUACGAACAUCAUGUUGACCUGAAACCAAUUGAUGUUGCUACUGAUGAAAUGAAGGACCGAACAGCCGAACUACAAAAGCUGUGCGCCUCAAAUGAAGUGGAUAUGAUUCAAUUGCAACUUAAACUCCAGGGCUGUGUUUCCGUGCAAGUGAAUGCUGGACCACUGGCUUAUGCAAGGGCAUUCCUCGAUGAACAUAAAUGCAGCAAAUAUUCAAGCAAAAAAGUGAAGCAGCUAAAAGAUGUCUUCCAGCAAUUUGUUGCAGCUUGCAGCCUUGCUCUGGAUUUAAAUGAGCGUCUGAUCAAGGAGGACCAGAUGGAGUACCACGAAGGGCUAAAGUCAAACUUCAAAGACAUGGUGAAAGAAUUGUCAGAAAUAAUCCACGAGCAGAUUUUAACAGAAGAAGAUGUCAUGAAAUCACAGCUGCGGAACUCACUGUAUGUUUUUAGCGCUAUCAGCGGAACGACUUCUGGUGCCCCAGUUCAUGGCUCACCCAACGCCCCCUCGACAGUCUGACAGGGCUGCACGCUGAGGAAGGAGGGUGCUUGAAACAUUUUAUCUUUAUUCAUUCUCAGGAAAGUUUGUUGCCAAAGCUUUCAUUGUGGCCAAUGGAAACUGUAACACAAGUUGUUCUAAGUGCAAUGGUAGUUUUCCAUGGCCUGCCGGGAGUUGUAUUCAAAGGAGGAACCCAGCGGUUCGAAGGGCCCAAGUGUAUACAACUGCAAGUUUUUGUAUUUUAAAAAACAUUCUUAUUCAGGUCAUAUGUUGUCUGCAAACAGUGUUUUGCCCAAGGUGGCUGAAUUUAUCCAUUAGACAUUUUGAAAAGAUUUAACUUUGAGGAGUCUAAUCCUGCAUCACAAGUACAAGGCUCAACAUAUAUUUCAAAACCUUCUUGUAAUUUUCUAGUUGUACAGAAUGCUGGUUUGAAUGUGUUUGAAAGUAAAAUGAGUUAAUGUGUGAUUAUUCACAGUAUCGUACAUUUAAAAUGUAACAAAAUAGCGGUAAUUGUGUAAACAUCUUAACUGUGGACUAUUUAAAAAUACAUGGUUUUUAUUUUCAAAAAAAUGUCAGAGCAAAAUACAUACAGACUAAGGAAUGAAAAAUACUUGCCUUUGCUGAUGAUAGUUAACAUAUCGAAAAGAUGCAUCAGAAAAAUAUUUGUAUGUUUGGAAAGAAAGAAUGAAUCUGCAGUAUUCAGAAUUCGUGUUCUUCAGCUAAUCUUUGCUUGUCGAAUGGAAAACAAAUAGCUUGAAUGAUUUAGAGAUAUUUGUUGCUGCUGCUAUUUCAUUUUGAACCUUGUGAAUACUUACAAGUUGUAGCUUACAGAAUAUGAAUGUCGUUGGUGUCUUUUAAAAACAAUUUUCUGCAAUUUUAUUCUAAAUAUUAUAAAUGGAAAAGGUUAAAGAACUGUUUUCCCAAUGCAAAGUAUUCACAGUAAAUUGAGGAAGGUGUUUAUUUUGGUGCACUAACCUUGCAAUUCUCAAUAGAUGUUUUUUAAAAAUUGUUAACUCAUGAGGCAUUUUAUGAACAUUAGUUCACUUUUGUGUCCUCUUCCUCCCCCAUAAUACGAAUCAGUUAUUUCUGUUAUAUUUUAGCCUCUGUUGUGUUUUUAUUCAUGUUUUAAUUUGUUUAACAUAUCAGUUUGCCAGAAUACUGAAACUAGUACAGUAUCUCCUAACAUCCACUAUGCAAAUAGAGGAGCAGUUAUAAUAAAUUAUGUGCCAUGCCACCACAGAGCUAUGCAAACUAGAGAUCGUAAGGCUUUGCUACCAAAUACAAAGAUCUCAUGAAAAUACAAAAUAAAGCCAUCAGUGUAACUGCUAUCACAAACGGCAGAAUUCAACUGAUUGUCAGUAAUCCCAGUUCCAAUAUUUGUUUAUUAACCUAUCUUUACUAUGCUAUUCUUCCUUUCUCAAGUGUACAGAAAAUAAAAUGGUCAUUGCCAGCCAUGUGGAGACCCACUGUUGCUCAGUGGCUUUCGUUUAAAUGUUGUACUGGGUUAAUACUUAGGAGACAAUUUAUGAAUACUAUGAAAAUUUUCUCUCGGCAGUGACAGCUGUUUUGAUGUUCUGUAAAUGUUGAGGGAAAGCAUUGAAUUGUUUAUGUAUCUAGGUCAAAAGUUAAUGGAAAUAUUAUUUGUCUCCUAUAUUACCCAAGCAUUUUUCUACUUUGCACAACCCUCCUCCACUCAUCCUCUAUCUCUCCCACUUUCCAUGAGGUGGGAUUAUUCAGCACUUCCGUGCACGGAAUUAGUGUAGUGCUAACACAACACACACAAAAUAUAAAGUCAAUUUAAAUAUGAAAAUUAAGCUGUAAAUUUCAUUCAAUGAGGAAAAUAUAGCUCUUGUCUUUGAAGUUGAAAAUUUAAAUUGUUGCGUGCCAGCUUAAAACGCACUGCAUUCUGAAAUGUAUUGUACAGCUGAUCAUAGUAGGCCAUUGUCACGAAUUCAUUGUAUUCAUUCAUUUAGAUCCAUUGUGCCUGCAGAUUGCUAACUGGAAAUCCUAUCGUUUCAAGAGCAUCAACUGUAAGAACUUAAUAUUCUAUAUGAAGAUUUCAGCAUUUGUAAUUAUUACUGUAAAAGGAUCUAAUUCUGCUUCCAUGCCAAAAGCAUGACCCCUCGGACAUUAGCUUGGGCAUUUUAAGCUGUGGUAGCAUAAUCCAGUUGUGUUUCCAUCAACCUUUGCUGUUAGGCUAACCGUGCCCCGUUUGACAGUGUUUUCAUUUUAAGCAACAAUAAUUAAGUCCUUUUUAUUCAAGCAUAUUUUAAUGCCAACAAGACCUCUAUGUAAAUAGAUUGAUGACCUGUAAAAUAAAGAAAAGUGUUAAUCAUG